Messenger RNA from Anarrhichthys ocellatus (wolf-eel), 2925 nucleotides. RefSeq names its product cyclin-K-like. The coding region runs from base 3 to 578 and encodes 191 amino acids. The transcript has 4 exons. The record is from RefSeq and is a predicted model, not a curated record. Lineage: Eukaryota; Metazoa; Chordata; Actinopteri; Perciformes; Anarhichadidae.
CAAUGGCGCAGGGUCCCCCGGGUGGCGUUAUCGGGAUCCUUGGAGGUGUCGUUGCCAUCGGACUCAUCGUCGGCGUGGCUGUUACUGUUUUCAUGGUCCAUCGGCGGCAGCAGAAGACCCGCACUGAGACAGAUAAUGACCUGACCGACCUCCCACCCGCCCACAAGCCAGCCCCGCCUCCGCCCAAAAAGAAGAACAGCGACAUGAAGGGACACUUGACAUCCGAUGACAUCCAGGUUGUUCAUCUCGACAAGGACGAGGAAAUGCAGAAGCUUCCUCUUCAGCCUCCUUAUUACGACAUGGCGCCCUCCGAGUCGACCCCCUUCACUGAUAAGCCGGACUCAGGGAUGCGUCCAGAAGAGCUGUUGAACCCGGCUGAAUACAUGAGCUACCAGCGAGUCUGCAACAUGGAACCCUUCCCCGAGUCUCAGCCCGCUCCGACCUUCCCACCCACUACUUUCUUGCCUCAGCACCCCUACGCGCAGCACCCACCCAACGAGCCCACGUACUCCAACACGAGCUUCCCCGCCCCCGGCCCCGGAGCCCCGUUCACGUUCCCCAAGGAGCAAUCCGUGUGACACAACACGUGCAACUCCCGGGUCUGCAAGAGGCGGCGUGAUAGUGCCGCAAACGCUUCAUGGGGAACGAAGCUCCACUGAACGGAUGUGCAUCCACUCCCACCUCGCUUCUGUGUGUUCUGAAAGCUUAAAACGCGUGAAAAUAAUUUCUAGCUCUGAAUCCCCCAGUGUAUUGUGCACCGCUUGCUCCACUGAGGCUGUCUGUAGGAACCCACUCACCUGUGUGAUGUUAGCUAAACCACCAACUGCCCUCUCCCACCACCCUUCUCCCCUCUCGAGUGCCCACUCAUCCUGUUUGUUUCUGAUUGCUUCCUCACCUUUUGGAUAUUUUGCUUUUUUGCUAAUCGUCUAAACAGUGUACAGAACAUUGUAUCACUCAGAAUGCAUUUUUUUUUUUUUGUCUUUCUUAUUUAUUUUUAUUUUUUUACAUUUCCCACAGUGGUAGUGACCUUUUAUAGCAACGUGCUUCUUUUGUUUGUUUUCUGUUUGUCUGUCAAUCAUAUGCUUGCUUCUUUGAAAGUCAUGUACUGUAUGUGUGAUCGAGUGUGUUCUGGUGAAAAAAACAAACAAAUUCCAUUUGAUUUGUAAAGCUAAUUAUCAAUCUAUAAUGACAUGGACCCCUUUAAUGACAAUUAAUGACAGGGUUGUUACGUGAAGAUGUGAAUUGGCAGUCUCAACUGAAUCCUCCAUUACUUUUCAUAAUGGCUUUGCUGUUAUGGAUUUUGACUGGAUAUUUCGGACUUUUGGAAGCGAAUGUUAUCCUCAUUAGCUAUGAAGAAAAAAAGGGCUUGAGAUCAAACAGUAUCUACUUUCUUCUAUUUCUCCAUGUAUUAUUAUCCAUCCAUCCAAGGUAUUAUUAUUAUUAUUAUUAUUAUUAUCAGAUAACAGUAGUUGCCAAAGACAUAUAGUUUCAUUCAUUUUUUGUCCGUUUGCUCUCACGCCAGCGUUUACAUGAAAACUACCUUGUUCGAUGGGAAAUAAAUAUAGUUGAUUGGCAACGUGCUACACUUUCCCAGUUUACAUCAUUCGUUUGCCAUAUGCUGUAUUUUUCCAUAUCUGUAUGUGACGACCUGAGUUCCUCACGGAGGUUGGUUUGAGGUCCUUUGCGUUGUCGGCCCUUCCUGUUUGUGAAGAGUUAUCAACCGACAGGAGUUGUUCUUAAUGCAGGUGCAAUAGGCGAAGACAAUCACAUACUUGGGUUGUCCUGGGGAAAGAAAAGAAAACAGUUAACAUAGGUCUACUCGUACCUAAAGGGAAAACUUUUUCCAAGGACAGCCCACACGUUAAAACAAAUAUCUUUUUGAAUAUGAUUUGUACUAAUAUAGCCUGAAGAGUUUCAAAUCAGUCGAAGAAACACUGAAGAGAAAAGCUUGCUACUGUAUUUUUUUAUAGAAUGCUUAGUUAUAUACGAUAGCACUGCACUUAUUUUCAGAGUCCAUGUUACACUGUGACUGUUCAUUUCGAACCAUAUAUAAGCUAAUGUGCUUGAUGAGCCAAUUUCUGGAUACUGCCUCCUACACACCAGCCCUCUAGACACAGCAAAUUUGCAUAAACUGAAAGUUCACUUCUUUUUUUUGCCAUGUCAAAUGUAGGUUUGGAAAAAAAAAAUAAUGGAAAGAAAAUACUUUGUGUUUGUGCUCAAUGUGAAAAAAAAAAAAAUCCUUGAGGUGUUGAAGGUUAUUUAGUGUUUACUCUUAAUGGUGGUUAAUGGGAUAGAGUAAAACUUGUGAGACUUUCUCCCGUGCUCACCUUGUUGUCUUGCGAUGGCUCGAUAUGUGUGCUAGCAUUUAGUUUAAGCAGUGGUCUCUGGUUCAACCCGCUGAAGGAGUUUGAUAUUGCUGUACCUGCUGUGUGAUAAAACACUGAAAACACUACUUUGUCUUUUUGUGACACAUUUACUAUUCAUGAAAUCCUUCCUUUUCAUAAUUAUUAUUAUCAUUAUUAUUAUGUGUAAGUGCUACUACUUGCUAAAAAGGAUGCUGACAAUAGCAUUUACAUGUAUUCAUUUUCACUGUUGAAUCCUUAUGUUUUCAGUCACAUGUCAUUACUUCUAGUGUCCUGAUGAUAAUUGCCAUGUUUGUUUUCACCCUUGUUUUGUAAGACUGUAACAUUUAGUUUUUAUUUUUUUAAACAUAAGCAUAUAUAAAGACCUACAGCACAUUUCUUUUUGACAUUUAUUGUAUAUUUGUCAAAGGAUAAUACCUGAAUAAGUAUUAGGGUAAUGAGCUGUUUUUUUUUUGCUGAGAUAAUGAAAAGAUGUUUUUUUUUAUUUGUUUGAUGUAAAUAUUAACAAUGUAUCUGAUGUGUGAAAAAAAUCAAGUCAUGCAGUUUAACAUUAAACUUCACA